AUGAAGAAGCAGAAGAUACAAAAUGAGAAUUCUGAGGAAAUCAAAGAAAUGAAUAAAUCUAUCAAAGAGCUGUCUGAAGCUGUGAAAACGCUGCAACAGAUCUUAUUGACAAGAGCCGAUCUACCUGAGGUUUCAUAUGCGAGGGGAAACAAUGACCGAACCAUAUUAGUUAAAGGAUUUGAAAAUCUGCGACCUAAGGAUGAAACCAAGAAUGCACUGAGUAACUUUUUCAGUUCUUGUGGAGAGGUCACAAGGGUUUAUGUUCCUAUAGAGUGUAGAAACCGUCUUCCCUUAGGAUUUGCUUUCAUUGAUCUGAGAAAUGGUAAAGGCAAUGAGAAAGCGUUAGAACUGAAUGGAAGUUACAUGGGAGGAAUGGAGCUUGAGGUGACGAUGGCUAGUGAUAGAGAGGAGUACUAUGGCUUUACUGACUUUUAUGGGUGUGAACUCUGUCAAAUGUUUCUAUCCCAUGAUUACAACCCCGUCCACAACCCCUCCUCGGUUAAGUAA
Eruca vesicaria subsp. sativa (arugula) is the source of this 507-nucleotide messenger RNA. The record is from the annotation of a GenBank genome assembly. NCBI's taxonomy places the organism in Eukaryota, Viridiplantae, Streptophyta, Magnoliopsida, Brassicales, Brassicaceae.